AUGAAGACGGUCUUCGUCUUGUGUGGAGUCCUGGCUGUAGUGCUCGGAGCUCCUGAACAAGUGCACAUUGCUUUCUACUCAAGUCCAUGGGACAUUUCAGUCAGUUGGAUCACUUUUGAUGCAGGUAACCUUGAUUGAGGGUUAUGCUCAUAUACUUGUGAGUGCUCUUCAGCUGAACCUUCAUUGAGCUAUGGAACAUCAGCAGCUAACAUGGCCAACAUGACUGGAACCACGAACAGUUGGAUAUUUGGAGGAAUCACGAGACACUCCCAUGUGGUGAUACUGAAAGAUCUGAAGCCAUCUACACAAUACUGUAAGUGAAACUCCUUUGAAGAUUAUCAAAUAUUUUCAAAUUCCAUUCAGAUUAUCAAAUUGAAAGUAGAACUUUCAAUUUCCGAACAUUGCCAGCUAACCUGAAUUCCUAUAAAGUUUGUGUUUUUGGUGAUCUUGGAGUUUAUAAUGGGCGCUCGACUCAAAGUAUAAUCAACAAUGGAAUCGCUGGAAAGUUCGAUUUUAUUGUUCACAUUGGCGACCUCGCUUACGAUUUGCACAGUAAUAAUGGCAAACUUGGGGACCAGUACAUGAACUCUUUGGAGCCAGUCAUUUCUAAAGUGUCGUUUUGUCAAGUGCUCAUUCUUACUUGAGAAGAUUUCAGAUCCCGUACAUGGUAAUUGCUGGUAAUCAUGAAAAUGAUGGCGCAAACUUUACCAACUUCAAAAACAGAUUUGUGAUGCCACCGACUGGAUCCGAUGAUAACCAGUUUUACAGGUAACAGCAAUCUGCAAUUACUCAGAGAAUUUUGGGGAAGGGUGCGGCACGUAGCAAGCGAGCUGCUGCACAGAAUAGCACGGGUGCCGACUCCAGUGGGCACCCGUGCCGUUUUCUGCAGCAACUUGCUUGCUACGUGCCGCACCCUUGCUUGAAAUUCUCUGAGUAAAUGUUAGUUCUUCGUUUCAGUCUGGAUAUCGGGCCGGUUCACUGGGUCGGACUCAGCACCGAAUACUACGGAUUCGAGGAGCAGUACGGGAACGCGUCGAUCUUCACUCAGUACAACUGGCUGAGUAAGGAUCUGGCAGCUGCCAGCCAGAACAGAGCCGCCGUCCCAUGGAUUGCUCUUUACCAACAUCGUCCGUUUUACUGUAGCGUUGCGGAGGCAGCAGACUGUACUCUUUAUGAAAACGUAGUGGUAAGGAAGUUCUUCAUUCUUUUCAUUCACAAUAUUUUGUUCCAGCUGCGUCACGGAGCACUUGGACUUCCUGGUCUCGAACCAGAAUAUAUCAAAAAUUCGGUGGACAUUGGGUUCGCCGGACACGUGCACGCUUACGAGAGGAUGUGGCCAGUGGCUGAUAUGAAGUACUACAAGGGCACGGAAGCCUAUCACAACCCAGUGGCGCCGGUUUACUUCCUCUCCGGAUCCGCCGGUUGCCACUCUUCCGGAAUGAAGUUCAGUCCGUUGCCAAUGCCAUGGAGUGCCCAUCGAAGUGAUGAUUACGGAUACACUAUAAUGACAGUCGCCAAUCUGACCCAUAUUCAUUUCGAGCAGAUUUCGAUUGAUAAGAACGGAGCAGUGAUCGAUGAGGUGUGGGUGAGCAAAGACAUCGGACAUGUUCAUUCGGAAGAGAUGCGCGAGGAAGCCGUUGGUGAACGAUUUUACUGAAAUCAUCAUCAUUCUUAUUUAAUAAAUAGUCAGCGGGGUCUGUCCCUCUGUCUGUUUGUUUUUGUUCAUUCCUUACCCACCUUUUCAUUUCUAAAACAAAAAUAGUCGUUUUCAAAAGUCGUGUUGCAUAAUGUGAACUUUGCUGUUGAUGAUGAUAAUAAAACAAAGAGAACGAACUUAUUGCAAGAUCAAAAAAACAGAACAGGACUGGACAGCAUACAGACCUACUGUGCAAGAUCUUCUAGCACUUCACUACAACAUACAUAGAUACAGUGAUCCAUUCGCUGAUGAUACCAAUCGUCUCGUUGUCUAAUUCACUCCUCUCUCUCUUCCCUACUUAAAUGAUCGUUCUGUCAAUUAUCAUUCGACUCGUAGAUCUCAUCAUCAUGUCACCCACUUCUUUCCUUCUUAUUCUCUCUAUCUUCAAUUCAUGUUUUGCCUACAACAUUCUGGUUUUCUCUCCCGCAACCAGCAAGUCCCACUUGAUAUCAAACGGAAGAAUUGCGGACGAACUCGUCAGAGCCGGCCACAAAGUGGUGAGUCAUUCUAUAGAAGAGGACAGAAACCAAAAGUGUACAUUUUAGACUUUGCUCGAAAUAGAAUUUCUCCGAAUAUCAGAUACUACAAAGAGUGCCGAACUCGUGAAUAAGACAAUAGUCAGAGAUUUGAAGGGAGAAGCUCAUUUCAAGAGAGUUCUGCUCAGUUUCUCGGAAAAUGUCAUGGAAGAUGGGAGUAUUCUCGACGAUUUACAAAUACAAAAUUCCUGGCAUGGCGCGUACAUUGAUCUUUGUGAAGGUCGGUGUACAGUUCUUAUCUACAUGCCGGAAAAGGUUCAAAUUCAGAGUUUUUGACGAGAGACGAUGUGUUCAAUGAACUCAAAGCCCAAAACUUUGACGGAUUUUUCGCAGAACAGCUCAAUCUUUGUGGAUUUGGAUACGCGAAAGCGCUGGGAAUCGAGCGGAGGUUCCUCAUUUCCAGCUGUCCGUUCUUCGCUCCUGUCUAUGAUUUCACCGGGCUCCCCGCUCCGCUAUCUUCGGUUCCGUUCGUCUCCGACAUGAGUCCGGUGCCGACCUAUCUGGAAAGAGCCAAAUCGCUGCUCGCCGGAGUGGCUCAUAACAUCCUGUUCCGUGUUUUGAACAGCCGAUUGACAACAAUAUUUCAGAAAAAAUACGGGUGAUUCAUCAUUGAUCUUUUUGUUUUCUCAAAUCUGUUUUGUGUUUAUUGUAGGUCUGACUUCCCAUCCGUGACGGAAAUCGCGCGGGACGUCGACAUAAUCUUCUUGGCUACAGAUGAAAUUAUUGACUUUUCGGCGCCAACUCUUCCGAAUGUGGUGCACAUUGGAGGACUAGGAGUCGAUUACGACACAUCCGAAAUGGACCCGGUGUUCGAAAAGGAAAUGAAGAAAGGCGAGAAGGGAGUCAUAUUCUUCUCGUUGGGAACCAUCGCAAACACCACUAACAUUGAUAAAAAGGUUAUGGAAUCAUUGCUGAACAUUGUGAAAAAGUUCCCGGACUAUCAUUUUCUGAUUCGAGCCGACAAGUAUGAUAGGAAUACGAGGGAGAAGGCGAAGAUGAUCUCCAAUGUGUUCGUGUCCGAUUGGCUCCCACAGCCUGCCAUUUUGCGUGAGUGAACGCCGAAUUAAAACUACAUUUCAAAUCAUUUCUGCAGAUCAUCCGCGCCUCCGCACUUUCAUCACUCACGCCGGCUACAACGGCCUCGUGGAAGCGGCGCAAGCCGGAGUUCCGCUCAUCACCAUCCCCUUCAUGUUCGAUCAGAACCAGAAUAGUCGAGCCGUCGAGAAGAAGGGCUGGGGGAUCAGAAGACACAAGAAGCAGCUGCUGACGGAUCCGGACUCCAUCGAGCAGGCCAUCCGAGAGAUGCUCUCCAACCCGAGCUACACGAGACAGGCCCACCGGAUCCGUGAUCUGAUCAAGAGCAAGCCGUCGGGAGCGCGUGAAAGAUUCAUAAAAACGACAGAGUGGGUGCUUCAGAACGGCGGCGUGCACGAGUUGCUUUCGGAGAGCCGCAACCUGAACCUCGUCACUUUCUACAACUUGGACAUAAUUCUCCCCGUACUUUUCGUUCUCGCAUUUUUGAUUUUCCCACUCCUGGGGCGUUUGUACUAUUUCAGUUGUUUCGGGUACAUUGAGAUCAAGUCAAACGAGAUUGAUUGUGAAAAUGAAUAA
Molecule: messenger RNA, 3843 nt
Organism: Caenorhabditis sp. 36 PRJEB53466
Lineage: Eukaryota; Metazoa; Nematoda; Chromadorea; Rhabditida; Rhabditidae
Source: the annotation of a GenBank genome assembly